CAAGCCCCCAAUACGGUCCCUUCUCCCAACAUUGCUUAGUUCAUCCCCACCACACGGAGUACGCGUACUGUGAAACCGUUCGGUGUCUCCUGACGGCGUGUGUCGCUCGUACACAUAAAGCGAGGUUCAUCGCCACGUGAUUGAGUGUUAGUACAAGUGCCUGGUGUUCAUUUCCAAUUCCCACUACUCGGGACAUAAAGAUUUCUGGCAGCUAAAACCCCAACUGCUCACCGGGAAAAAGGUCCUUGCGGACGCAACAGAACAAAACUGACCCCCCAAAAUGCCAACCUUGCUGGAAGCGCUCGAGGAAAAGUACGGCAUGGAGCCGGACGAGAAGGAAGAACACGUGGAAGAGGAAGUGCUGGUGUCCAUCUUUGUUCCUAAGCUGCCACCGAGACAAAGCACUCCGCAGCUGCUCAUACUGAACGACUGCAAUAUCGAUCGAGCCGGCGAGCCGGAAGAUUUGCGCAAAAAGUGCCGCAUCGUGAAGGAGCUGGAUCUGGCGCAAAAUAAGCUGAACAACUGGAACGAGGUAUUCGUCAUCCUGUCACACAUGCCGCGGGUUGAGUUUGUGAACCUCAGCCUUAACCAUCUAACCGGACCGAUCGAUACGCCACCGGUCACGAAGAUGGACCACCUGCGGAACCUCGUGCUAAACAACACCAAGCUGGAGUGGUGCAGCGUCGAGAUGUUGCUGCGCUUUCUGCCCGCCCUCGAGGAGCUGCAUCUCAGCCUGAACGAGUACACGCACGUGCUGAUCGAUACGAUCGAGUCGGGAACACCCACGCCCACUGGGGAUGGUGGAGGCGGUGGUUCUGAUGGUGGUGGUAGUGGCCCGGAACCAAGCCACAGUAAUGCUGCCAAUGGCGCACAAACCGCCACCACUAGUCACGCGGAGGACACACUGUCCAGUUCGUGUUCCUUCUCUUCGGCGUCCUCGUCGGGUAGCAAAUCGUCCUGCGGUGAUCCUGCCGCGACCGUGGAACCACCGCCAUAUCAAACGGACCCGCACGCCGGCGUACGGAAGCUGCACCUAACGGGGAAUUUCAUUUCCGAGUGGGGUGAAAUUUGUCGCAUCGGGCGAGUGUUUCCUCAGCUGGAAGCGCUGGUGCUAGCGGACUGUCCGUUGAGAUCACUUAAACCCACGGAUUCACAGGGCAACGAAAGUGAGGAAGAAAGUCAUAAAUAUUUUCAAAACCUGAAACUGCUUAAUCUGAGCAACGCCAAAAUCGACUCGUGGGAGGAUAUCGAUCGGUUGGCAGAGUACCCAUCGCUGUGCAAUGUCCGGCUUCAGUAUUGGCCCUUGUGGGAAAGGACGGACUCCACAACAGAGCACGAGCGUCGGCAGCUGCUGAUAGCGCGGCUUCCAAACAUCAGUAUUCUAAAUGGCGGUGACACAAUCGGGGCCGUUGAACGGGAAGACGCCGAGCGGUCAUUUAUCCGCCAUUAUCUGGACAAACCGGAUGUCGAGCGGCCGCGACGGUACUACGAGUUGAUCGGUGUCCACGGCCAACUGGAUCCGCUCGUCAACAUCGAUCUGCGCCCGGAACGUAAGGUGAAGGUACGGUUCACCUUCGAGGAUAAAGCGAUCGAACGCACGGUGGACGUUAACCGAACGGUGAGCGAUCUAAAGUCGCGCCUCGAACGGAUAUUCGAUGUACCGGCCGCCCGGAUGCGGCUGUUCUACGUCGAUCAGGACUUCCGCGAUCUGCAGGGCCUAGAGGAGAUGAAGUACCCGCACAAGGUACUGUAUAGCUAUAACAUACGCUCCGGUGAUGAGAUCAUCAUCGAACGAAAGGUGAAAAGUUGAUAAGCGCCCAGAUACGGACGGUGUACGAGCAGUGUAUUAUUUUGGUUUUUUUGUUCAUUUUUACCCCUUGUUUACCCGAUACGUGCACUUACGAUACUGGCUUCCUCCCUUCGUCUUCUUACUCUCAAACCCCUCCGCCUUACGUUCAACUACCAAGUAUCGCGAAAUGAUUUUUUUAUAUAAUGUAUGUGAUAUAAAGCGUCGCCGCCAUCGCGUCAAAAUGUGUCUCUCGCCACGUAUCGUGUUUAUGCGUUUUUUUUCUUCCCUCUGUACUAUCAGUUUUAAAUUAGGGGUUAGUCAUAAUUUGGCUGCCGGUUCCGUAGCCUUGCGUUUUCCCCUUUCCCCAAUCGGCUAUACGAUUUAUUGUUUUCUGUUCUGUUUUUCGUGCCACGGGCAAGUGAGUCGAAGUAAAGCAGCUAACUAUACUAAUAAUAAAG
This is a messenger RNA of Anopheles nili, 2247 nucleotides long. It is a transcript of the gene mlt, whose product is annotated as tubulin-specific chaperone cofactor E-like protein. Lineage: Eukaryota; Metazoa; Arthropoda; Insecta; Diptera; Culicidae. The transcript is spliced from 8 exons. Bases 281 to 1810 code for a protein of 509 amino acids. The record is from RefSeq and is a predicted model, not a curated record. Gene Ontology annotation, molecular function: alpha-tubulin binding. Gene Ontology annotation, biological process: protein folding.